Molecule: messenger RNA, 2056 nt
Organism: Capsella rubella
Lineage: Eukaryota; Viridiplantae; Streptophyta; Magnoliopsida; Brassicales; Brassicaceae
Product: chitin elicitor receptor kinase 1
Exons: 12
Coding region: 34-1863 (609 amino acids)
Biological process (GO): protein phosphorylation; innate immune response
Molecular function (GO): ATP binding; transmembrane receptor protein kinase activity
Source: RefSeq, a predicted model, not a curated record
UCUCCUCUCUAGGAAUCUAAGAACUGUCCAGCGAUGAAGCUAAUGAUUAUAAUCUCCCAGCUUCUUGUUCUUCUUCUCUUUUCGCCCGUCGAAUCAAAGUGCAAUGGAAGCUGCGGUUUAGCUCUAGCAUCCUACUACGUAGAGAGCGAACUAACUCUCCCUACCAUCAACCAAUACCUCAGUUCUUCAAUAGCGCCUUAUGAUGAAAUCAGUUACGAACCAAUCCUCAGGUACAACCGUAACAUACAGAACAACAACAACAGCAACAAUGGUUUGGUCCUCCAGAUAGGUUCAAGAGUUCUUGUACCUUUCCCUUGCGAAUGUCAACCUGGAGAUUUCCUUGGCCACAACUUCACAUACCGUUUCCAACAGAUUGAUACUUACGAAAGAGUCGCCACAAGGAGAUACGCGAACCUCACCACGGAAGAUUCCUUGCAAGGGAGGAAUCCUUUUCCGGCUAACAACAUACCUCCCUCUGCAAGGCUUAAUGUUUUGGUGAACUGCUCUUGUGGUGAUGAGAAUGUUUCUGAGGAUUAUGGUUUGUUUGUUACUUAUCCUCUUCGUCCUGAGGAUAGUCUCAAUAAGAUUGCUAACUCUUCCGGUGUACCGGAGGAUAUUAUUCGUAGUUAUAACCCUGGCGUCGAUUUCAGCUCUGGGGAUGGGAUCGUCUUUGUCCCUGGAAGAGAUCCAAGUGGUGCAUUUCCACAUUUCGUCAAAUCAAGUAAACAAGGUGGUAUUGGUGCUGGAAUUAUCGCCGGAAUAUGUAUAGGAGUGGUUGUAUCUCUCUUGUUAAUCUCGUUUAUCAUAUAUCAUGCUUACUGGAAGGGCAAGUCCAAAGAUUUUAUAAGUAGCUUCCAAAGUAGCAAUUUGGCUGCUGGUACCGGAACCGGAGUAUUUCCUGCCAUUGCUGCCAUAAACGUAGAUAACUCUGUUGAGUUUUCGAUAGAGGAGCUCGCAGAGGCUACUGAUAAUUUCAGUCUGUCUUUUAAGAUCGGUCAAGGUGGUUUCGGGGCUGUUUACUACGCAGAUCUUAGAGGAGAAAAAGCAGCCAUCAAAAAGAUGGACAUGGAGGCAUCUAAACAGUUCUUGGCAGAACUAAAAGUCUUAACACAUGUACAUCAUGUCAACCUGGUUCGCUUGAUUGGAUAUUGUGUUGAGGGUUCUCUUUUCUUGGUGUAUGAAUAUGUUGACAAUGGCAACCUUGGACAACAUUUACAUGGAUCAGGACUAGAACCGCUACCGUGGAUUAAGAGAGUGCAAAUUGCGCUAGACUCAGCUAGAGGUUUAGAAUAUAUCCACGAGCACACGGUUCCGGUCUAUGUUCACAGAGACGUUAAAUCUGCCAAUAUUUUGAUAGACCAGAACUUCCGAGCAAAGGUAGCUGAUUUCGGAUUAACAAAACUGAUAGAAGUUGGAGGCUCAGCAACUCGUGGUGCAAUGGGUACAUUUGGUUACAUGGCACCUGAAACAAUCUAUGCACAAGUGUCAGCAAAAGUAGAUGUAUAUGCAUUUGGAGUUGUCCUAUUUGAAUUGAUUUCUGCGAAAAGCGCGGUUGUCAAAAUGAAUGAAACCGUUGGUGAAUUUAGAAGCCUCGUUGGUGUGUUCGAUGAAGUAUUCAAGAAGACCGACAAAGAAGAAGCACUUCGCAAGAUUAUAGACCCGAGGCUCGGAGAGAACUACCCGUUUGAUUCGGUAUAUAAGAUGGCGGAACUAGGAAAAGCUUGUACGCAAAAGAAUGCUCAACAACGUCCGAGUAUGAGAUACAUUGUCGUUGCUUUAGCCACUCUUCUCUCGUCUACCGGAAAUUGGGAUGUCGCAAACUUCCGAAACGACGACGUCGUCGGUCUUAUGUCCGGCCGCUAGAGUUUCCGGUUUGUUUACCUUUUAUACAAAUGAUUUGCUUCUUAUAAUGCUUCAGCUUCAAGUAUGUACAUACAAGUAUUUGUCUAUAGAAAACGUUGCACGUCACAAGUUGACUUUUUAUAAUCAACUGUUUUGUAUACAUGUCAAUUUUAUUCAGCUCUAAUCUCAGCAUCUCUCACGUCAGUGAUAAUAA